CCCGGGAGUCCAGAGCGUGUGGGGGGGCUGACCAGAGAGGCUGGGUCCAGGCCUGCGAGGGAACCCAGGAGGAGGGCCAGGGUCUGAGGCCGCCUGCCCGGCUCACAAAUAUUUAACUUUCAGCCAAAGACAAACUCGGCUCUAUUUUGGGAGUGAGCGGCUCCGGGGCGGACUGGGGCUGCUUCCCCUGCAGGCUGGGACCCCGGCGUCCCCCGGCCUCUGGUCUUGGGGACCAGGGGGACCUCGGGUCUGCGGGGGGUCUGGGUUGGGUUCUGGGGAAAAGGCUAAGUCUCCCGAGGCUCCUGGAGGAUUCUGCGGAGCUGGGAAGGUGCGUGAGCGUGCGAGAGCGGGAGCCGUGUAGAACCCUGCUUGGGUGGCCGGUCGCUCGCCCGUCCCUGGCCACUGCUCCUACCCUGCUCUCUAGAUGCCUCACUGGAACCCAGGCCCAGGACUCGCUCCCGACAGGCCAUCCCCCUUCAGUAGCCCUGAGCUCCAGGCCAGGUGCCCCCAGGAGUCCCAGAGUCCUGUGAGUGCCUGAGCGCACGUCUCGGGGCCGCACAGGAAGUGACACGGCGCUGGCCCUGCACGGGAGGCGUGUGCGUUGGCGCGCUCAGUGGCCUGGGCCUCAGUGCUCGGCCUGGGGCCGGGCAGGCCAGCGGAGGCCCGAGGGUGUGCAGGAGCUCAGGAGUAUCUGUGAGUGCAGGAGGAAGCCCACUAUGGCUCCAGCCCCCUGGCCAUGCUGACUGCAGCAUGCAGCAAGUUCGGUGGCUCCAGCCCUCUGCGGGACUCAACCACACUCAGCAAAACAGGCGCCAAGAAGGCAUACGCCGUGGGCAGUGACCUCUCGGCCCCCAAAACCAUGGGCGAUGCCUACCCAGCCCCCUUUGCGAGCACCAACGGGCUGCUCUCGCCCGCGGGCAGUCCCCCGGCUCCCGCCUCCGGCUAUGCCAACGACUACCCUCCCUUCUCCCACUCCUUCCCCGGGCCCACGGGCGCCCAGGACCCAGGGUUGCUAGUGCCGAAAGGGCACAGUUCUUCCGACUGCCUGCCCAGUGUCUACACUUCUCUGGACAUGGCACACCCCUACGGCUCCUGGUACAAGGCGGGCAUCCACGCAGGGAUCUCGCCGGGCCCGGGCAACGCUCCCACCCCUUGGUGGGAUAUGCAUCCUGGGGGCAACUGGCUCGGGGGUGGGCAGGGCCAGGGCGAUGGGCUGCAAGGAACGCUGCCCGCAGGCCCUGCCCAGCCGCCACUCAACACCCAGCUGCCCACCUACCCCUCCGACUUCCCCCCGCUGAACCCAGCCCCCUACCCGGCUCCUCACCUCCUGCAGCCUGGCCCCCAGCACGUGCUGCCCCAAGAGGUCUACAAGCCCAAGGCCAUGGGCAAUAGCGGGCAGCUGGAGGCGGGGGGAGGCGCCAAGCCCUCCCGGGGCACGGGCAGCGGGAGCAGCGGGGGCUACGGGGGCAGCGGGGCCGGGCGCUCCUCCUGCGACUGCCCCAACUGCCAGGAGCUAGAGCGGCUGGGGGCGGCGGCCGCGGGGCUGCGCAAGAAACCCAUCCACAGCUGCCACAUCCCCGGCUGCGGCAAGGUGUAUGGCAAGGCCUCACACCUGAAGGCCCACCUGCGGUGGCACACGGGCGAGAGGCCCUUCGUCUGCAACUGGCUCUUCUGCGGCAAGAGGUUCACCCGCUCGGACGAGCUGGAGCGCCACGUGCGCACCCACACCCGCGAGAAGAAGUUCACCUGCCUGCUCUGCUCCAAGCGCUUCACCCGGAGCGACCACCUGAGCAAACACCAGCGCACCCACGGCGAGCCGGGCCCCGGCCCGCCUGCCAGCGGCCCCAAGGAGCUGGGCGAGGGCCGCAGCGCGGGGGAAGAGGAGGCUGGGCAGACGCCCCGAGCCGCCGCCUCGCCGGCUCCCCCUGAGAAAGCCCCGGGCGGCAGCCCGGAGCAGAGCAACCUGCUGGAGAUCUGAGCUCUCUGCCCGGGGCGUCCGUGCCCAUCUUCCGGGAGGGGGGCCCCCUGGACCACUGCUUGCCCCAAGCAUGCUGCCCCUCGGGGGCUCUCUCAGCUCUCCCCUGGCCAGCGGGGUCCUGGGUGCUCCCUGCAUGCCUCCUCUGCUCCCCUCCGCCCCCUGCCUUGAACCCAUGCAGCAAAAAAGUGCUCAUCUCAGGCCCUCACCCUGCACCCCACUUCCUUUUGCCUAUGGUGGAAGCACUUCCCGUUCCGUUCCUUUGCUCACAACUCUCUCUUCUGUGUCUCGGCGGCGCCAACUUCCCUUCGACCUGGCUCCCCGCACUUUCUCCCUCCUUGACAUGCGUCCUUUCCGUUUCCCACGCUCCCUGCCGCCUUCUCCCUUACUCAGCUGCCAGGCUCCUGUCUUCCCCUUUCCGACAUCUUCCCCACUGCUGUCCAUGCCCUUCAGUGUUCUUCCUUUUCACAAACACAAGAUGAUGAUGAUGAUGAUGAUGAUGAUGAUAAUUUAUUGCCCCCUGGUGGCCUCUUCAUUAGGGACCACAGUUAGGGAGCUUGGGGAUUAGUGACCUGGCAGGGAGCAGGGUGCCAAGAGGGGGGCAGACCAGUGGGGGAUCUGAGCCCGGGUCAGGGAGGCUGCCCCCAGGCCUAUCUAUUUAACCCCUAUAUUCCAAGAGAAAUGAAUAGUAAUAAUAAUAAUAAUUCUAUUUAUCUAAGUUAUGAUGCGAGGUCAGAUGAAGAGAACUGGUGAGGGAAGGAGAUCCAUUUCUUUUAUUUUCUUUUUUUGUUUUGGGCCCCACCCCCCGCGGUGCUUGGGGAACCAUGUAGACCUGGGGAUGGGAACUGGGGCUCCCGCAGCCCAGGGCCUGUGCUCGGGCCCUGUGAGCUGUCUCCGGGGCCCCGAGAUCCAUCUCUGCUAAGGAAAAUUUAGCCAAAUUCAGCUGUGUGUGUAGAAAAAGUGUUAGUGGAGAUCUUGUUCAUAGAAUUUCUGUCAUCAGGAUAGGACUGAGUGGGGUUUUUCUUUUCACAGAAACGCUGCCAGUAGGGUCGGUGAUUUGAGUACAUGGGGUAACUCACACAGGGGGGUCCCUGGCAUUUUCAGCCUUGGCCAGAAGCUGUGAAUCUGAGUACUCUGGAGUGAGAACUGGGAUAUUCCCCCAGCUCCCCGAAAACCCCAGGGCAGGUUCUCCCACUGGCCCUCUCCUGACUCGGUGACCCCAUCGGGCUAAUGCCUUGUUACCAUGGUCACGGAGACUUUGCAGCUGCCGGUUCAGACCUGCUCCUUGGGGAGGCUCCCCCAAGCGGAAGAAGCCAUCGGGUUGACGGUGGCCUUGGUGAAGGAGGGCUGGCGAAGGCUUCCUCGGGGGUCACAUUCAAAUACAUCAAGUAUUUACUGAGUCCCUGCUCUGGGCGAGGCACUAGGCUCCGCCUGGCUUCUAGAAGCCACAAGAAGGAAGACUUGAUGGAGCUAGGAGGGCAGAGGCCCCCAAGCUGUGGGCUUGUGAUGGGGGGCACCCCGAGUCUCCGACGCCUCCAGUGACUUUCAAAGCCGCUUCGUGCCUUCGAUUGCCUUUCCUGUGACUCUGAAUCCUCCUUUUCUCUCUCCUGCUCCCUCACAGCCCCAGGUGAAAGGGUUCACGCGCCGCGGGAGCUCGGGGAGAGGGUAAUAUUGUGGAAGGGAAAGGAUCGUGCCCUCAUGGAGUCUUUUUAAAAAGAAAAAUUAUUUAAUAAAUAAAAGUUUUGAUUUUAA
Messenger RNA from Sorex araneus (European shrew), 3727 nucleotides. It is a transcript of the gene SP7, whose product is annotated as Sp7 transcription factor. Gene Ontology annotation, molecular function: RNA polymerase II cis-regulatory region sequence-specific DNA binding; DNA-binding transcription factor activity, RNA polymerase II-specific. Gene Ontology annotation, biological process: regulation of transcription by RNA polymerase II. The coding region runs from base 737 to 1978 and encodes 413 amino acids. The transcript is spliced from 2 exons. The record is from RefSeq and is a predicted model, not a curated record. NCBI's taxonomy places the organism in Eukaryota, Metazoa, Chordata, Mammalia, Eulipotyphla, Soricidae.